AUGAGAAUCUUCGACCCGGAGCCCUACGAUAGCGACGAAGACUACGACAACACGUACUCUACAACUACAAGGACGGAGUCCAUGUCAACAACUCAGGAUUCACCAUCAUCUACAUCAUCCACUGUCGUCACGGAGUACCCCACGAGCGAGACAUCCACGACCAACGAGACGACGACGGCGACAGCCAGUAUGGGGAGCACCUCGGAGACGUCCAGCUCAACCACUACAACGGCGUCUCCGAGCACCGAAUCUGUGCCGUCUGGUGUCACUCUGCAAACUUCUACGGAACCAGUGACCAGUACCCUGAACGACUCCAGCUCGACAACUACACAGCCACCUGCGAGUGUGAAGCUGAUGCGGCUGGGCAAUGUCUCGGAGGAACAAUCCGAAGUCAGUACGACUGUCGCGUCGGAGAAGCCCAGCUCGGCAACGACAAGAGCGUUUCCCAGCUCAAGGUCAUCUACGGUUUCCAAAUCAACGCCGUCCAUAACCUCCAGCUCAACAUCGUCCACAACCCCCAGCUCAACGUCGUCUACAAUCCCCAGCAUCCCUCCUGAGCAAGUCCCUGCAACGUCCACGCCUAUCAACACCCCGGCUCCGAAGCAGGACUGGGCAAAGACCAAUGUCACGGUGUCUGACAUCUCAGAGCCCGGCCCCUCGACAUCCACCUCGACCGACAGGGCCCAACCCUCGUGGACCACCUCGCAGACCGAGAAGCUUCACCGUAACUCGGCCACCACGGCUACUACUACGAGUGGCCUCUCCGCCACGCACACAACCAUCGUCCGCACCCUGAGCCGCUGCGCGAUGGACGUGCCGGACUGUUCGUAUACCGUCACGGCGGAGACAAUGUCCCCAUACGCGACCGCGCCAUCGGUCAGCAAGUCGGACAAGACGAUUGACACGCCCUCAUCCGUAGUGAUGCCCACGCCCAAGGUCACCAUCGCCUCUGCCGUGCAUACGACCGAUGUCCGUGCCAUGACUGCCUGCGCGCCUGACGCGCCAGACUGCCCCUCAGAAGGGGGGUAUGCUGUCACGACGGAGACAGUGUCGCCGCACACAACGGCACACUCGGCUAACGAAACUGAAAUGGUGACCGAGACGCCCACCUCCGUCGCGGCUCUCACGACAAAGGUUACCACUUCUACCGUAUACUCUACCACGGUCCGCACCGUUCCCGUCACUAGCUGCCCGCCCCGAGUACAAAACUGCCCCUGGAGAGGGAAAUAUACCGUCACGACGGAGAAGAUCGCGCUGUACACGACCGUGUGCCCAAUCAGCGAGUCGCACACCGCAAUGGAGACGCUCAUUGCGCCCGUGGCGACGCCCACGCCAAAGCUCAUCACCACCACUACCACCACCUCUACCGUGUACACCACCGAGGUCCGCACUAUUACUCGCUGCCCGCCCGGCGUGGUGAAGUGUGCCGCGAGAGGCCGCGUCGUGGUAACGACGGAGACGAUCCCGCUGUAUACGACUAUAUGCUCCGUCGUUGUCGGCGAGGGAGAGAUGACGACGACGACGACGACGACGACGACGACUACGACUACGACUACGUCCGCGCCCGUGACGAUGUCGGCGCCAGAGAUGACUGCUUCUGCCGUGUUAUACACCACGACGACCCGGACCAUCACAAGCUGCGCGUCCGAGGUGCCCGACUGCCCCUGCAAGGAACAGGUCGUCACCGAGAGCAUCCCGCUGCAUACGGCUGUACGCCCCGUCAGCGAGGCAGAUGCGGAAACGACGUCCUCCAUGCCAGACACCACGUCCUCAUCCACCACCGCCACCAGCGGCACGGUCCGUACCUCCAUCCAGAGCUGCCCGCCCAAUGUCCCAAACUGUCCCGCGAGGGACCCCAUCGCCACCACCAUCAAGACGGUGCCUUUAGUACAUACGACCAUGUCACCUGUCGCCGCCGCCGCCGCCGCCGCCGCCGUUGCUGCCGCUCCCUUCGGGGCCGGCCCGGCACCACCCACGCCGCAAGUUGGCGCAUCUCGCGUGGGAGCCCACAUGUACCGCCCGCCCAGCCGUGGUGGGAUCGGCGGCGACGGUGACUACGACGACGACGACGACGACGACCAUCUCGGCAGCGGCGUGUCCGGUAGCACGUUAGGAGGCGAGGACUCCAGCGAGCUCCAUGGCCAUGACGGCAUUCCCGGCGGAAGCGGCACCGGCACCGGCAGCAUCGGCAUCAACGGCAGUGCUGGUUUCAGCCCCGGCGGCGGAAGCGUACCCGGCAACGAUGACACGCGAGAGGGCGGCAGCGGCAGUGGAAUCAGCGGCAACACCAACACCAAUGCCAUCAACAGCAACGAUGAUGAUGUCAACCCCGCCGCCGCCGGCCUCCUCCCCGACCCAUCUUCAACGAGCACUCCCCCGCUCAACCCCAUCUCCCGCGGCCCCAAGACGGCCAUCGCAUCAUCAUACAUGGCGGCCCUCUUCGCCGCCACAGCGGCAGUGGCCCUCGCCGCAUUCUAA
Molecule: messenger RNA, 2478 nt
Organism: Purpureocillium takamizusanense
Lineage: Eukaryota; Fungi; Ascomycota; Sordariomycetes; Hypocreales; Ophiocordycipitaceae
Exons: 1
Coding region: 1-2478 (825 amino acids)
Source: RefSeq, a predicted model, not a curated record